ACGAUCACAGUCGGUCGAGUUCCACAGUCGAGUGUACUGUGAUGCGUUCCUACGUCCUCAUCCUGGAUCGAUCGCCGACGAACAGAGAGGGUACACAAGAAGGAAAGAUACAUUGGGACUCGAAUACUAAAUAACGAAAAACGGAGAACAAUAAAAGUAGGCAAGUGAGAGUAUUGGAGUGUGGGUCUGGAUAGGUCAUUUGAAGAGUAGUUACUUGGGGUAAGCAGAGAGUCUUAGGUUCGAGUCCUGGUGUAAUCUUUUUGCCUGAUUUCUCGCUAGGGACAGUGACACGUGACAGCCUCUCUGACUAAAGAACACAUUGCUUUCAACAAAAUGGAUCCGAAUAACCCUAAUGGGAAAGGACGUGGUUCGUUCCUCUUGGAAAUGAUGAAACAAAAGGCACAAAUGGAACGUAGCCAAGUGUCUCGUCAUUCCGUAGAGACACCUAGUGUUUCAUCGACUGAAUUGACAUCAAGAUCAUCUGAGGGAUAUUUAUCUCAGAGUUCAAGCUCAGGAGGUAUUAGUGGAGGUCGUGGACGUGCGCAAUUUGUUGCUUUGAUGAAAUCAAGGAGUAGCAGUGGAUCAGAAUCUAAAGACUCUUCGACAGGAUUAGGUCAUGGAGGAUUAGGUCGAGGCACUCUUGCAAGUUUUGUGAAGAAACUCGGCAAACCAAGUACAUCCGCGCAAGAAAGUAUUGAAAAGGAUUCUGAGGGAGUUUUAGGAAAAUUAGCUGACAUUUCUGUUUAUGAUACUCCUUCUACAUCCAAUCUACCGUCUUCUGAUGAUGUCGUUGAUACUGCACCAAUAUGUCGACAAGGCAAGAGUGGAACAAGAGUAGAAACGUUCUCUAAUUAUAUAGAUCUGACAAUUGAACCUGGAAAAGGUUUAUUUCAGUAUGAAGUUAGAUUUUCACCGGAUAUAGAUUCAACAGGUUUGCGUCGCAAACUACUUAACCAACAUUCUGACACUCUUGGGCGAACGAAAACAUUUGAUGGAAUGGUACUUUAUUUACCCAAAAAAUUGUCACAAGAUAUUACUCCGUUAAAAUCAGAACAUCCAAUGGAUGGUUCAACAGUGACUUUGACAAUUAUCUACAGAAAGAAACAAUCUAUAAGUGAAAAUGUUCAAUUUUUCAAUGUUUUGUUUAAUCGCAUCCUGCGUGCUCUUAAGUUAGUUCGUAUUGGUCGUCAAAAUUUUAACCCUAGUUGCGCGCAUGUCUUCAAUCAACAUCGAUUAGAAGUAUGGCCUGGUUACGUGACUGCCGUAAAUGAAUAUGAAGGUGGUGUAAAAUUGUGUUUAGAUGCCAAACAUCGGGUGAUGCGGACAGAAACUGUACGAGAUUUAAUGAAAACGAUUUAUCAAACAUCACCACAAAAUUAUAGAGAUGUUGUAAUUCAAGAAAUAGUUGGUACAAGUGUAUUGACGAGAUACAAUAAUAAGACAUAUCGUAUAGAUGACAUCGCGUGGGAUAAGACACCAAAUUUUGUAUUCAGUAAAGGUGAUCAGCCAAUGUCUUUGGUUGAAUAUUAUAAGUCGAAUUGGAAUAUCGAGAUUGAAGAUUUGAAGCAACCGCUUUUAGUGCAUCGUGCUACAAUGAGAACAUCAACUGGCGAGAAAGAGGAAAGAACAAUUCUUCUGGUGCCGGAAUUGAGCUAUGCAGCAGGUCUCACUGAUAACAUUCGUAAUAAUCAUCAUAUUAUGAAAGAUUUGAGCACAGUUACGAAAAUGUCACCUAACCAACGUCGAGAGGUGAUUAGGCGGUUUAUAGAAGAGGUAGAAAAGAAUGCUGUAGCUCGGGAACUUUUGUCAGAAUGGGGUUUAUGUUUGAGUCAUGAUAUAGUUCGAUUUACCGCAAGAUGUCUCGAGCCUGAAACGAUAACUUUUGGAAAAGAUAGUAGAUAUUAUUCGACUGACAGACCUGCAGACUGGAGCUCUGCUGCAGUAAAAAACCCCAUGUUACGCACGCCUAAUUUAAAUAAUUGGAGUAUUGUAUUUGUUGCAAGGAACAAAGAUUGCGUAUCUAAUUUCUUGAAGACUUUGAAAAAUAUUUCAAAAUUGAUCCAAAUGCGUAUUAAUGACCCACGAGAGAUUGUUUUAAGAGAUGAUAGAACUGACACUUAUCUACGAGAAGUUCAAAAUAAUAUUAGCAAUGAUGUCGAAUUAAUAGUCAUCGUAUUUACGACCAAUCGCACUGAUCGCUACUCUGCAAUAAAAAAACUGUGCUGCGUACAGAAACCUGUACCAUCACAGGUUAUUAUAUCAAAAACAAUUAGUAAUGCUGCUAAAUUAAAAAGUGUGACAGAGAAAAUAGCGCUUCAAAUCAAUUGUAAAUUAGGAGGAGCACUAUGGACUGUCGCUCUGCCGUUGAAAAACUGCAUGAUAUGUGGUAUAGACGUUUAUCAUUCCGGCGUAGGAGCAGGUUCAAGAAAAAGUGUUGCAGGAUUUAUUGCUAGUUUAGAUCCUCAAUUGACUAAAUGGCAUAGUAGAAUUUGUAUGCAAGCCUCUAAGCAAGAAUUAGUAGAUAUGUUACAAGUGUGCCUUACUUCAGCUAUUAAUGCAUAUCACAAGCAUAACGGAUGUAAUCCAGAGCGUAUAAUUAUAUAUCGUGAUGGAGUUGGUGACGGAGAUUUGGAUUAUGUUGAAAAAUAUGAAGUAAAGCAACUAAUAGCUACGUUUAAACGCAUCGAAGCGAAUUAUAAUCCACGACUCAGUAUGAUCAUUGUUCAAAAACGUAUUAAUACGCGAAUAUUUAUCAAAGGGAGAGGAGGUUUAGAAAAUCCUGCAUCAGGAACUGUUGUUGAUUCUUGCAUAACAAGGCGCAAUUAUUAUGAUUUCUUCCUCGUGCCGCAAAAUGUGCGACAGGGUACAGUAACUCCCAUUCAUUAUAUCGUUAUUCACGAUUCGUCUCAGAUGGAGACUGAUCACAUGCAACGACUCACAUAUAAACUUUGUCAUUUGUACUACAAUUGGCCUGGUACGAUUCGAGUGCCUGCUCCUUGUCAAUAUGCACACAAACUUGUAUACCUAGUCGGGCAAAAUAUUGGGGCUGAACCACAUCAAUCUCUUUCAAAUACCUUAUUCUAUUUGUAAUAUUUUCACUAUUAUCCAAUGUCACUCUUUUCCAAUGUCUUAUCUAUUUUUUUACUUUUUCUUAUUCUAUUUUUUCCUAAAGUGCAGUAUAAAUAUAAUUAGCAAAAUAUUUUGUGAGAAAGAACUGAAUAUCAUAAGAACGAUUAUGUUUCUUCAGAAAUCGGUGCCAAAUGUCGAUCAUGAUAUGACUUAUGAAAAUAUGUACCGUAGUGUAUGAAAACCAAAAAUUACAUAUAUAAAAAUGAGACUACUACCAAGUAUACUGUGUAAUAAACAAAGCACUUGGAAUGUGUCUCUUACACAAUUUUUUUUAUGUUAGUGCAGUAGACACUUGCAUUUGUAUUAACCUAGAAAGUAAUAGUUCCUAUAGUACUCAGGUAAAUAUUAAUGCAAGGUUAUUUUUAAAUAGCAUUUUAUCUUGUUAUCCGAGAUCUAUUUUUUUUUUUGUUGUAGAAAGACCAAUUGUUCUUGUGUAAUUUUCAUAUUACUUAUAAUUUACGUAGUAUUAAGAAAAGUUCGAGAUUUCUUGUUUUCUCCUUGAUUUCUUAUCAAGAUCUUGAAAAAUUAUUUUAUAUUAGAAAAGACAAUAUCAAAAUAAAAUAUUAGAAAGCCUGUGUUAGCAAAAGAGCGAUUGAUUUACUUUAUUAUUUUAGUAUUAUAUUUUCAAUAUUUUUACAUUUUUUCCAGGCAAUACAUAACGUAUAUAUGAUUUAAUAAUCAUAAUAUUUUAUAAUUUAAGUGAAUAUUACGUCUUGAGUAUAAUUUUCUAAAUUUGUUUGCACAGUGAACAUAUUUCUGUAUAGGAAAAAUGUAAAGUUUGUAUGAGAUUAUUGAAAAUUGUGAAUUGAAGAUUCAAUUUCAACUAGUGAGAUAAGUUUUAUUUCUUUUGUUUUAACUGAAUUCUAAUCUUUAACUCGCAAUUCUCUAUCUUUAACAUGUAGUUAAUUUUAUAAAGAUCUUGCAUUGUUUUCACGCUUAACAGAUACAAGUAUAAUAUUUUUUUUACAAAAAAGUAAUAUUUAAUACUAUAUUUUAUUUAAUUAUAGUCAAUAAUACCAUUAUUUUGUUUCUUUAAAGAUAUUUGUAUAUGUAUGACGCACUAGACUAUUACAGAUAAUUAUCUGUCGACUGAAAAGAUGAUACGUAAUUAUGUUCUAAAUAUAGUCAAAAUGUAUAUUUUUAUAAAAAAAAAAUACUCUACAAAAUUUCUACGAAAUUGUUUGCGGUCUACCAUUAAGUAGUAUUAACAAAUUUUAUAUAUCUAAAGAAAAAACGAUUCCGCUUAUUCGAUAUAACUACUUUGUAUGUUAUUUUACAUUAGUCUAUUCAAUGGUUUAUUUUUUUAAAUAGCGUCCUUUAUUGAUUUUUACAUGCAUUUUCUAUCAUUUUCAACUUUAUUUUAUUUACUGCUGCUAAUCUCGUAAAAAAAAUUUUAAGAAUUUAAGCUUUAAAUGACAAAAAAAAACAUUGAAAAUAAAUAUCGGAAAAUAAUUUCUUAUUGCGAUAUACAUAUUACUCAUUUGCUCAUAUAACAACGGUAUAACUAUCAUUUUUUACUCUGCUAACCAUUUACUGCCAAAUUGUUAGCAGACUGCUAACAAUUUCUUGUGGAAUCAGGCUGCCAAAACCAUGGCCGACUGUGUUCUCGAAUGCUCCCAAAUUGCAAACAAAUAUUGUCAUCAAAUCCUAGUAUCAAAUUGGGUGCAACACUAGAUCUGUCUAACAGUACAAUGACAAAAACGCAGCAAAUUGAGAACAGAUGUUGCAACGUAAAUUUACAGCAGAAUUGCGUCAAAUACCCAGCAGAUCUGUACACAGAAAUGACGACAGAUUGGCGACAGAUCUGUUGAACCUAAGUUUGGUUUUCACAGUCAUGAUUUUACUUUAGAAUCGAUGUCCUUCUAAAUUUCCUAGAGUGAAAUGUCCAAAAGAGUGAAAAUACUGUCAAUCGAAAUGGAGUGACAUCUAAUUAAUAAUAAAUACAUCUUGUAAAAGUACUAUGUGGCGAUUCUUCGCUACAUCUGAAAUCUCCGCACGCGCAGCGAAGUUAGUUAAUUUUUGUCGCAGUCAUGCUGCGGGAGGUCUUUACGUAGCGCGUCGGCUACAUCUUACUCUUGAGAGAGUCAGGUCGCCUAUCGGUGGUGCCCCGUUUUUUAUUGCCAAUUUGACAUUUCGAUAGAUCUGCGUUUCUGGUAUUAAUCUGUCGCGUACUUUGACGCACAGAUGCUGUUGCAUUUCUACAGGCAAUUUGCUGACAUUGUACUUUGGUGUUUGUCGUCAAUCUGUCAUCAAUACUUUCAAUAAAUCUGCUCGUAAGUUUCAUUUUGUUAUGUAUUCUGCUGACAGAUGUUGCUAAAUAUUUGCCGAAUAUCUGGUAAUACUUCGCAAUGACAACAUAUGUUUCUUAUUUGCUGCCUUUUUGGCAACAAAAUUUGUUGCCAACAUUAGCCACAGUAGAUAUGCUUAUAGGGAUAAUUGUCUGCAAAAAAAUUUUGAUAGAAAUUCAAUAUCCUAAUGAGUACUGGUUGUUUUAAACUAAUUUAUUAGAUAAACAUGUGUCUAUGACUACGUUUACACGUUGGGUUUAGUAACACCGGAUUUAUAAAACUGACCAAUUACAAUUAUUCCUGAGAAGAAUGGAAUGGUUAUGAUUGGCCAGCUCUAGAAGUAUAGAUGUUAUUAAACCUAAUUCAGAGUGUCGUGUAAACGUAGUCUAUCUUUAACUUUCUUUCUAAAUAAAUAACAGAUGAUAGGUACCUGCCGAGUAAAGUUCCUAAUAAAUUGGAACAAUUGGUCCUAUAUGAAGAGCUAAUAAUACUUUUAUUCUUUUAUAGUCAAUAAAUUAAAUUGUUAUCUUAAAACCGUUUUUAAAAGUGAUGUUAACAAUUGUAACGAUUCAAAAUAUUCAAUCUGGAAAACUAUUUUAUGAAUAAAAAAGAGCAAAUGACCGAUAGUGAUUCUUAGUAUGUAGGCCAAACUGUUCCAUUAAAAAAAAAGUACAAAUAAAAUUAAUGAUUUUUUAACAAUUUAAUACGUAAUUGUAUUUAUAAUAGUAUAUUAUAAUAGUAUUUAACUUAUACAAUUUUUAUUCACUUCAGCAUUACAUUUGUUAGAAGAAGUGAAUUUUUAACAUAUACUAUAAUACAUACAAGAUACAGCUAAUAAAAAUGAAGGACUUGUGAUAUCCUUAUGCAUUGUUUAAUUUGCCAUAUACAUUUCAAUGUUAUACAUGUAUGCAAAUUUGUAAUUGAUCUAUACAGAUUAAAUUUCUAAAACUGCGGUAAAACUUUAAUCUGGAAAAAUUUAUAAUUUUAUUUUACAAUAAAGUGAAAUAAAUGAGAUUUCUUAUUCCACUGAAGGAAGAACUUGACCACUUCAAGCUUUUCUUGCAUCACCUCGCUUGUCGGAAAGGUUUAUAACGAUAAUUUUUGUGAGAUUGGCUUUCGCACGUUAGUCAUGUAAGCUGUUUUUUUUCCAUUUCCUUUUUAAGAUAGACGGACUCAUAAGGCCGAUAGAUAAAAGCGAAGAAACCAAUUUCAGCAAACUUCAACUAGUACAACUGCAAUUUAUGGAUAAAAAAUAUGUGUACAGCAAGUGUAAAAAGUAUUUAUACAGAUGUUUUUCAAAACUUUAUUAUUUUUUUAGAGAGUAUGAAGUUAGCAAUUUAACGAGUACACACGCACAUUGUCACAUACUAUUAUGUGUGUUGAAAUAAAUUUGAUAAAUGUUUACUUUUUAAAAUUAAAGUUUAAAAAAUCCUGUACAAAAACUUUCUACUCGUCAUAUGCAUCCGUUUAUUUGUAUUAUUUUAUAAUUUUUCAUGCGAUUUAAAACGUUCCAACUUGGGGGGGGGGGGGGAUUAAGAAAUACAUAUAUCGAGAUCCCAGCGUUUGAAAUCGUCGGUCUACAUCUCCAUCCGUGAUGAAGUACGACUAGGCCUCAUGAAAUCUGACGUUCCUUCCGAAAGCAAACGACUUUAUUUAAGAAUACGAGCUUCGCGUGAAGUUUCGGUGCCGUCGUUCGAUCCCGAUCGACGCGACGCCACUUCCCUUUGCCGCGCGGUGGUUGACUCCUGGUGAUCCGAUCUGUGCGAGGCUCUUCCGCAUUGCGGAAGUCCGUCCGUUGACACGAUAGUUACGCCACUGCGCCGCGUCGUCGUCGCGCUCUUGCGCGUAUGUAUGUACAUACGUAGUAAUAAACAAGACGCACCGCGCACGUAUGCACACAUACGUACGCGCGCGCUCCGAUCUUAUUUACAAUCGCGUAGCGUGCGUAUAUCGGAGCCGCCGCCGCCAUUCGAGCGCGCGCGCCUGCGUACAUCUUGUUUACAACUGCGGAGCUCACCGUACACAUGACCUUUACAAGAUAGACACGAUCGUCUGUUCGGUUGGCUAGGCGUGAACUCGCGCGCGGUCCGCGAACAAGAGAGAGAGAGAAAGGAGAAGGAAAGGACAGAAAGAAAGAGGUAUCGAGACUGUCGAGAGUGUGCGCGCGCGAGAGUGCGUGCCGUGUGUCGCGUGUGACCGUCGAGAGUCCCGUCGCCUUUUGCUGAACAUACGUACACAC
Molecule: messenger RNA, 7656 nt
Organism: Monomorium pharaonis (pharaoh ant)
Lineage: Eukaryota; Metazoa; Arthropoda; Insecta; Hymenoptera; Formicidae
Gene: AGO3
Product: piwi-like protein Ago3
Exons: 13
Coding region: 334-3090 (918 amino acids)
Biological process (GO): regulatory ncRNA-mediated gene silencing
Cellular component (GO): P granule
Molecular function (GO): piRNA binding; protein binding
Source: RefSeq, a predicted model, not a curated record